UCGAUAGUGUCUAUGAUGAUGAAAUGAUAUCGAUAUGUGAUGAAGUUUCGAAUAAUAAUUUGUUCAAUAGCUCCGAUGAUGAUGAAAUGAUAUCGAUAUGUGAUGAAGUUUCGAAUAAUAAUUUGUUCAAUAGCUCCGAUGAUGAUGAAAUGAUUGCAAUAUGUGAUGAAGUUUCGAAUAAUAAUUUGUUCAAUAGCUCCGAUGAUGAUGAAAUGAUAUCGAUAUGUGAUGAAGUUUCGAAUAAUAAUUUGUUCAAUAGCUCCGAUGAUGAUGAAAUGAUUGCAAUAUGUGAUGAAGUUUCGAAUAAUAAUUUGUUCAAUAGCUCCGAUGAUGAUGAAAUGAUUGCAAUAUGUGACGAAAUAUUUAGGGAAUCAAACUUACAAACUGGAGGUGGACUUAAAAGGAAAGCGGAGGUUAACAUUCACAGUGGAAAUACAAAGAAGCUCCGAUCUACCUCACCAGAAGCGUCAACUUCAAGAAAUGAAGGGCAAAUGGUGAUGAAGAAGUGGACCAAUAUGAAAGAUAGCUGGAUAAAAUAUGACAAAAAAAUUAAUGAAUGUAAGUCUGGUUCUUCAGCAAAAAAAAUAAGAAAAUAUAUGUUCUAUGAUGAAAUGAUGUUCCUAAAAAAAAAUGUUGAGCAUCGCAAGACCGAUUCUAACAUGACUGAACAUGUUCAUGAUUCUAGCCUCAGUAAUGAAAAUUUUGAUAGUGCAGUCCCGAAUCAAUCAAGCUCGGGAUACACUGAACGGAGUGAGACGCAAAGGGCUAAAAAAAAAAGAAAAAAUGAACUAAGUGAAGUUGACAUUAGGUUUAUGAAGUUUAUGGAUUCAGCAGAACGAGAUGAGAAAAAGAAAAGCCGUAGUAUGAACUUUUUUAUGGGAAUCGCUGAUACAGUUGACAAGUUCAGUGAUGAAAAUAUGAUAGACUUUCAGUUUCAAGUAAUUUCAAUAAUUAAAAAUAUUCAACAAAGACAGUGUACUCAGUAUAUACCUACAUCAAGAAACCAAUGGGAUCAAGGCCAUCAAGGAUAUUUAAGUGGUACAGCAUCCUCAAAUGCGCAAUCGUCAACAUAUGGAUAUUCUACAGCUGCUAGAUCGAGCUAUGGAAUAAGUCGUCCACAGACGUCUUCUCAUGAUUUUGGACACGGUUCUGGUUUAGAGCCAAUCCACUACCGACCCGAAUCACAAUUAUCUGUACAUAGUGUAAAUGCGGAAAGUAUCUCGGCAGAUUCUCAAGUUUCUAUUGAAGACGAAUUCGAUUUUAGUACCGCACUUGAGUAGCAUUUUCAGCGUAGUGUAUUUUUUGAUUUACUUGUUCUUAAAUUAAUAAGCAAAGCAAACAUCU
Messenger RNA from Pieris rapae (cabbage white), 1344 nucleotides. RefSeq names its product 5'-AMP-activated serine/threonine-protein kinase catalytic subunit alpha. Lineage: Eukaryota; Metazoa; Arthropoda; Insecta; Lepidoptera; Pieridae. The record is from RefSeq and is a predicted model, not a curated record. The transcript is spliced from 3 exons. Bases 24 to 1280 code for a protein of 418 amino acids.